Molecule: messenger RNA, 1671 nt
Organism: Diaporthe citri
Lineage: Eukaryota; Fungi; Ascomycota; Sordariomycetes; Diaporthales; Diaporthaceae
Exons: 5
Coding region: 1-1671 (556 amino acids)
Source: RefSeq, a predicted model, not a curated record
AUGGCUGGCUCAUUCAACCGCUUUGCAACAGACGUGGCUGGUCUGCUUGACAUCGCCGCCGAUGCACUGACAGCCACGAAGCUGGCGCUUUGGAACUCACGGGAGAAAACAUUAAGGUCUUGGAUCGCAGUGCCUACCGGAAUCCUCGUGAUCCUCGUGGCGUGCUUCGGCGUCGACACCCUCUUCAAGCAUGUCUCGAUCUCGUUCCCUGCCUCGGUGGCUUGCAUGCUGCUGCUCUUCGCCGGCCUGUGGUUGAGUGAGCUGGUCAUUGGGCCUAGUCGAACACGGCGAGCUGUGGCCGUUAUAGAUGUUCCUGCUGGUUGGUCUCUGCGUUGGAUUAGCAUCCUUUUUACGCCGACCUUCGUCACGCUGCCUCUCAGCCCACCCAUCAGCGCAGCAGAGGUUGGGAAGAUCAUUGCUGUGUUUGCCGUCGGCUUCGUCGUCAUGUUCAUCGGCACGGCCUACAUGACCCGAGGCCUGCAACUUAUCACAGGCUCCCACAAGAAGGCCCAGGCUACAAGAGCCGAGGAGCUUGGGCCCCAAGAAGACGAGAUUGACCUGACCAGGACGCCUCCUCCCCAGGAGACACCUCCACUGUCCACGGACGUCUCGGCGCAAACGUCAGCCGUCGCCCUCGACGACCUCACUCCACCUGGCCAAUCCCACGAACCAUCCCACAUCCAGCCCAUUGCUGAGCAUGGCCCAACCAGCACAACACCAGACCUCCCAGAGGCCCCUGCGAGCCCACCACCACUUCCGCCACAAGCCCCGCCGGCGCCUCCACGGGCCCGCCUCUGGGCUGCCAUCAUCCAGAGGCACCUCGAUACAGUCACCUACCUCGUUUUCCUGCUAUUCGUCGGCCUGCCCAUCUACUACGCCAACGGGUACGCCAUGCCCCUGCAACUCACCUUCACAAUCCUAAUGUACUUCGUCGCGCUGUCCCUCCCACCAAACUGGAAACAAGUCCUCCACCCAGUCAUCGUGUCAGCCCUCAUAACCGUCCUCGGCAUCUGGGUCUUCGGCCUUAUCCACAACCAGCCCCUCAAGCCAGUCCUAGAACAAUACACCACAGGCAACAAGUACCUCCAGCUCUGGCAGCACGCCACCGCCACCACAGGCCACCUCCCAGGCGCAGGCGACAUCCUCUCCACCGUCCUGGACGCCUCCAUCGUCAGCCUGGCCCUGCCCAUGUACCAGUACCGCCGCGAGCUGGUCGAGCACUUCGCCGCCAUAAUCGUGCCCAACGUCGUCCUCAGCAUCGGCAGCCUGUACGCGUACCCGACGGUCUGCCUCGCGGUGGGGAUCUCGGCCACCCGGAGCCUGGCGUUCGCGAGCAGGAGUUUGACGCUGGCGCUCGCGAUCCCUGCCACGGCGAACCUGGGCGGUGACGAGAGGACCGUUGCUGCUGUGGCUAUCAUGAGUGGGGUCGUGGGCGCGCUUGUUGGGGGGAGGGUGUUGACUUGGCUCAAGAUCCCUGAGGAUGACUACGUCACCCGCGGCGUGACGCUGGGCGCUAACUCCUCCGCUGUGGCGACAGCCCUGCUGCUCCGAACGGAUCCCAGAGCUGCUGCGCUGUCCAGCCUUUCGAUGAGCCUGUUUGGGACGAUCACUGUGCUGUUCACUUCCAUACCGCCCAUUGCGAACGCUGUCAGGUCGCUUGUUGGGCUUUGA